Cajanus cajan (pigeon pea) is the source of this 1202-nucleotide messenger RNA. It is a transcript of the gene CAND2, whose product is annotated as Protein of unknown function, transmembrane-40. NCBI's taxonomy places the organism in Eukaryota, Viridiplantae, Streptophyta, Magnoliopsida, Fabales, Fabaceae. Gene Ontology annotation, biological process: G protein-coupled receptor signaling pathway. Gene Ontology annotation, molecular function: G protein-coupled receptor activity. Gene Ontology annotation, cellular component: plasma membrane. The record is from RefSeq and is a predicted model, not a curated record.
GAUAGGUAGGGAUUGAACGGUGACGAUGGAAUUAAGAGGGGCAAGUAGUUCCACCAGCAUGUCGAAAUCAGAGCACUAGGGUUUCGGUUCUCCCUGCAAUUGGCCCCUUCAAAUGCACCAGCUUGGAAGAUGGUUCCAGAGUCAGUGAUAAGGCAAGGUUGGGAUUCAGAUAGUUCAGGCGAGGGAAUGUACGAUUGGGUAUUGAAAUGUCACGGGUUCUGGCACAAUGCCACUUUGAUCAUCCCCUCCUUCCUUUUCGUCUUCUACCUCGCACUGCAAGCCAGGCACACCUUUCUCAAACUCUCCCUUGCCCGCAGCUCCCGCAUCAUCAUUUCGUAUAACGCUGCACUCUGCUUCGUCACCAUGCUCAAUCUCGCCUGGUGCCUUUUCCAGGCAUGGGAGUGCACGUCAGGGAGAGAACUGGAAUGGAACUUGUUGUCCUUGUUUACUAGUUCCGGAAUGCUGUUUUUGGAAGUGAGCUUGCUGGCUUUUUUACUUCAAGGAAAUAAUGCAGGUGGUUUGGAAGCAAUGAGACGAACUUUUGGCAUCUCAACGCUCCUUGUUGGUUUGGAUAUACUGUUGAAGGCUAUGUAUCUAUUUGUAUUUGGGAUCCCAUUAUUCGUCGACACCAAUGAACAUACCCACCAUGUGAAGUGGAACUUGUGGGUUGUCCACAGGCUGUUGCUCACUGCUGUUUAUGGCUUCAUAAUGUUAAUGUACCAUUCCGGAUGGAGAGAAACGUUGCCUGCAAAAUUUGCAUUUUAUAAGUAUGUUGCUAUUAUGUUCAUUUUGAAUGCGAUUGCGACGCUUGCUUGUGGCCUUACUGGAAAUGGUGCUGCUUUUGGUUUCUGGUUGUAUCGUGUCACAGUUGUCUUUUACCAUGCAUUUUAUCUUCCCUUGUUGUAUAUAACAUUCCUGGCAGACUUUUUUCAGGAGGAAAAUUUUCAUUUGGAAAGUGUGUAUUAUUCCGAGAUGAAAGAUGCGGGUUUCUUCGAUACUGAUUGGGAAUGAUCUAUCAGCUGUAAAAUAAACACUGGCUCAAUGUACUCGUCGCAGGGCAUCGGAUCAAGACAUAUUAUGUAAAUUUAGUAAUUGCGACAGCAGAUCGCAUUAAUAUAUAUAAACUGAUGCUUAUCUGUAAGCAUCUCAUAUGUUCUGUUAUUUAAUACUUAAUAGACACGGAGUUCUCAUCUACUUGGUAA